AUGGGUGCUCAAUCAUCAAAAGAACAAGAACAACAACAAAAAGACCAUUAUGACUAUGAAAAGUACACUGAAUCCUCCUCCUCUGCUGUCUCUAUGCUGUCAAAUCAAUAUGCUCAUCUAACGUUGGAUGAAGCAGAUGCUCGUCGCUACAAUACCGCUAGUCUCUCCACGGACACACUUGCCAAGUACUCUAAACGCUUUUACGAGGAUGACAAAAACUUGCUGGCCAGAAAUGCCAUUGUUGGUACCGACCCCACCCAAGUCAUGUUGAACCCUCAAGCUGCCUUAAAAGACAAGCAUGUCUUUAACGUCAAACUGGAUCUGGAGGGAAGUGCUACCAACCAGAAAUCAAGCGGUCGUUGCUGGAUUUUUGCUGGUACCAAUGUCAUGCGCUUACAUGUCAUUCAAAAGUACAAGUUGGCUGAUGACUUUGAACUCUCUCAAAGCUACUUGUUCUUUUACGACAAGCUUGAAAAGGCAAACUGGUUCCUGGAGAACAUGAUUGACUUGGCCAAGGAGGACAUCAAUGAUCGCGUCGUGCAAUACCUCUUGACCGACCCUGUCGGCGAUGGCGGCCAAUUCGACAUGCUUAUCAAUUUGGUGGAGAAAUACGGUGUUGUGCCCAAGAGCGUCUUCCCUGAAACUUAUGCUAGCUCCAACUCUCGUCGUCUCAAUUGGCUGGUCACUGUCAAAUUGCGUGAGUUUGCUACCCAAAUUCGCAAAUCAGUUGACCAAGGCCUCUCUGUGCAAGUGAUUCGAUUCCUCAAGGACAAGAUGAUGGAAGAUAUCUACCGUAUCCUUGUUAUCUCUCUUGGUGAGCCCCCUUCUCAGUUUGAUUGGGAAACAACUGAUAAGGCUGGUAAAUACGUUGGCGUGCAUCAUUUGACCCCUAAAAAGUUUUUCCGUGAGGUCGUCGGUUACAACAUUGCAGAGACCUUGUCGCUCAUCAACGAUCCUCGCAAUCCCACCAACAAGCUGUACACAGUGGACCGUUUGGGCAACAUUGUUGGUGGAAAGCCCAUUCGCUAUGUCAACACGACGUCUGACACACAGAAGCAAUUGGCUGUCAAUGUCUUGAAAUCAGGUCGUCCUGUGUGGUUUGGCUGUGAUGUUGGCCAGUUCAGCAGCAAUCAGAUAGGCGCAAUGGAUACCAAGAUCUUUGACUACAGUUUGGCAUACAACGUCGAGUUUGGUUUGACAAAGGAGGAGAGAUUGUUAUACAAGGAAAGUGCCAUGACUCAUGCUAUGGUGUUCACUGGCGUGCACCUUGAUAAGGACGGUAAACCUGUACGCUGGAGAGUGGAGAACAGCUGGUCUGAUACCUCUGGUGAUAAGGGCUUCUGGGUGAUGACUGAUGAUUGGUUUUCUUCCUUUGUUUACCAGCUUGUGCUUGAAAAGAGCGAUGUGCCCCGCAAAUUGGUCAACUUGCUGGAUACAGACCCUAUUGUGUUGCCCGCUUAUGAUCCUAUGGGUGCAUUAGCUAGCUCUCAAUAA
Messenger RNA from Mucor velutinosus, 1494 nucleotides. RefSeq lists its product as uncharacterized. Lineage: Eukaryota; Fungi; Mucoromycota; Mucoromycetes; Mucorales; Mucoraceae. Gene Ontology annotation, molecular function: cysteine-type aminopeptidase activity. The transcript is spliced from 2 exons. The record is from RefSeq and is a predicted model, not a curated record. Gene Ontology annotation, biological process: proteolysis; L-homocysteine catabolic process; response to toxic substance. The coding region runs from base 1 to 1494 and encodes 497 amino acids. Gene Ontology annotation, cellular component: cytoplasm.